AUGAUGCCCGGGUGGACCUGGACCGCGCUGAUGGGGAACGUGGGUCCUACCAACGAGAAAGACGUCAAGAAGCCCGCGGGGUCCUGGUACCCGAGCCAGGUCGCCGAGGAACUGAUGAAGGAUCUGGAGAUGAGAUCCUUCUAUAUUGUCUGCCCGGAUGGGGAGACCGACCGAGCUUUGGAUCAAGCGCGCAUGAAAUGGGCCAGCGAAGACCUCGUGGCAGGUCGGCCGGCUCUGUCGCGGUAG
Molecule: messenger RNA, 246 nt
Organism: Penicillium cinerascens
Lineage: Eukaryota; Fungi; Ascomycota; Eurotiomycetes; Eurotiales; Aspergillaceae
Exons: 1
Coding region: 1-246 (81 amino acids)
Source: RefSeq, a predicted model, not a curated record